Molecule: messenger RNA, 878 nt
Organism: Chroicocephalus ridibundus (black-headed gull)
Lineage: Eukaryota; Metazoa; Chordata; Aves; Charadriiformes; Laridae
Gene: SEC11C
Product: SEC11 homolog C, signal peptidase complex subunit
Exons: 6
Coding region: 197-730 (177 amino acids)
Cellular component (GO): signal peptidase complex; membrane
Molecular function (GO): serine-type endopeptidase activity
Source: RefSeq, a predicted model, not a curated record
UAGUCCUGUUGGCCGCAGAGGCCGGCGGGGCGGCGGCGGCAGGACACUACAACUCCCGGGGAGCAGAGCGGUGCCCCCUCCCCGGGCCGGCGGCAGUCGCGGGUCGCGUUCGGCGCUGGGGCUCGGGCUGCCAACGGCCUCCGCCGCCACCCGCUGAGGAGCCGCCGGGCGGCGCGGGCCGUCCCCGCGGGCGGCCAUGGACCUCUUCGGGGACUUGCGGCGCAUGAACAAGCGGCAGCUGUAUUACCAAGUCUUAAAUUUUGCAAUGAUAGUGUCUUCUGCCCUCAUGAUAUGGAAAGGGCUGAUCGUCAUUACUGGAAGUGAAAGCCCUAUUGUUGUGGUGCUGAGUGGCAGCAUGGAACCAGCUUUUCACAGGGGAGACCUGUUGUUCUUAACAAAUUUCCACGAUGACCCAAUCAGAGCUGGUGAAAUAGUUGUUUUUAAAGUUGAAGGCAGAGACAUUCCAAUAGUUCACAGAGUAAUCAAAAUACAUGAAAAAGAAAACGGGAACAUCAAAUUUCUGACGAAAGGGGAUAAUAAUGAAGUUGAUGAUAGAGGCUUGUACAAAGAAGGUCAGAACUGGUUAGAGAAGAAGGAUGUUGUUGGAAGAGCCAGAGGAUUUUUGCCUUACGUUGGUAUGGUCACGAUAAUAAUGAAUGACUAUCCAAAAUUUAAGUACGCUCUUCUGGCAGUAAUGGGAGCAUAUGUACUGCUGAAACGCGAAUCCUAAAAAAAAAAAAAAAGACACUUUUCCAAGAAUUAAAUAUACGGGGCGGAAAAAAACCUAAUAUAUUUCAGAUGUUUUCAUUUCUGUAAACAGUUACAAAACUGUACAAGCUUCUGUCUUGUCUAAAUAAACUGUACAACUAAUGAGUAAA